AUGUCGAACCUGAGCUACCAUCAGCCUAAGGUGGAGCUCAAGCCCACGAGGCUACUGGCGCGCACGAUCUACGCCCACCACAGCUACGUUUCAAGCGUCGCGUUCUUUGGAUCCCAGUGCGACCGUCUCCUCACAGGCAGCUACGAUGAAACGGCGAAGCUUUGGGACCUCAAGACCGGCCUCGCCCUCCAGAAGUUCCAGGGCCACACCGACGGCAUAACCUUCGUCAUGCCGGGCCCCGACGGCCGAGUCCUGACGGCCAGCGAGGACCGUACCCUGCGCGUCUGGGACGUGGACACGGGCGAGUGCCUCCGCGUCAUCCGCUCCCACAGCGGCGCAGUCACCUCGCUCUGCCUGGCCGGGCCCGACCGCAUCGUCACCGGCUCCUCCGACAGGAAGCUCCGGGUGUUCGACGUCGCCGGCCAUCUCCACGGCGAGACCGAGCUCGACAGCGAGAUCACGGCGGUCGCGUCGCCGCCGCUGCCGCCGCCGCCGCGGCUUCGACCCCACCGCGGCGGCGGCGGCGGCGGCG
Ectocarpus siliculosus is the source of this 532-nucleotide messenger RNA. The record is from the annotation of a GenBank genome assembly. Lineage: Eukaryota; Phaeophyceae; Ectocarpales; Ectocarpaceae.